Molecule: messenger RNA, 717 nt
Organism: Musa acuminata subsp. malaccensis (wild Malaysian banana)
Lineage: Eukaryota; Viridiplantae; Streptophyta; Magnoliopsida; Zingiberales; Musaceae
Source: RefSeq, a predicted model, not a curated record
UUCAUCUAUUUGUCUACAGAUGUCAUGUACUCUUGAAUUUGAUGGGGCUCCAGCAGGAAAAGCUAGUAAAGGUGGUGCUGGUGUAAUCCUUCGAACUGAAGAUGGAAGUGUGAUUUCUCGACUCCGUGAAGGCUUGGGUGCUGUGACCAAUGACACUGCUGACUACAGGGCAUUAAUUUUAGGCCUGAGGCAUGCUCUUAAAAAAGGAUUUAAGCAAAUUCAUGUUCUAGGUGACUCUCAGCUUGUCUGUAUGCAGGUGCAAGGUUUGUCUAAAGCCAAGAACAAGAAUCUUGUUGACUUGUGUGAGGAAGCCAAAGCACUCAAGGAGAUGUUUGUAUCAUUUAGUAUAAGCCACAUUAAAAAGGCAAUGAAUUCUGAUGCUGGUUCCCAGGCAGCUUUAGCUGUAGAUCUUCCAGUUGGUGAAGUCCAUGAGGAGUCUAGUGAGACUUGCUAAUCAUGAUGCUGAGGACAGUUGUUUCUUCGAGUGCUCCCUUCAGUGAAUGUAGAAAAACAUCACAGCUACACAUUCUUGCUUGAUAUGCUGUUCAUUAGUCACUCGAUUUUGUUUAUGUGCAAUAUUGUAGAGAUGCGUGAAUACUCACUUUUUUUUAUUGCUAGAUGAUAUGUCGUAGAAUGAGAAAAAGAAGUGAAACGUUCUACUUUCAACUGUUGAAGAUGAAGAUGGGACAAUUAUGCUGCUGCUGUGGCUGCCUUCGG